Messenger RNA from Phragmites australis (common reed), 2478 nucleotides. RefSeq names its product CBL-interacting protein kinase 31-like. NCBI's taxonomy places the organism in Eukaryota, Viridiplantae, Streptophyta, Magnoliopsida, Poales, Poaceae. Gene Ontology annotation, biological process: protein phosphorylation; signal transduction. The transcript is spliced from 15 exons. The coding region runs from base 818 to 2161 and encodes 447 amino acids. Gene Ontology annotation, molecular function: protein kinase activity; ATP binding. The record is from RefSeq and is a predicted model, not a curated record.
CGCAGCUGACUGACGUCGAGGGGCCGCAAAUGCACCGCGCUUACAGCAAUUCCAGCUAUGCUUUGGUUUCUCACCCAAUCGCCAAAGCCUAUCUGGAUUGUGGUCUCGACGUCUGACCAGAGCUGAGCAGCAGAGAACCGAUGAAGAAAAGCCCGAUUGGAUCCUUUUUUCUUAAAGAAAAUUUUAUUAACUCUUAUCAUUACAUCAAGAUGAUAUAAAUAAAUAAGAGUAUAUCUCUGAUUUUUGCAUAGCUCAAAUACACAUAAAUUGUAUCUAGGUGAAUAGUAUCAAUGGGUGGUGGAUCAUUUUUAAAAGCCUGACUGCCUGAGCAUGUUUGCUAAUCACGUCCACGAUCGACCAUUCCCUCCUUCUUUGUUUAUUCAAACAGAAAAAAAAAUCGAAAAACAACGAGCUGUCUGCCAUUGUUUCUCUCUGCUCUCUCACGUUGUGCAGAGUAGCUCACAGGGAGAAAAAAAGGGAAGAAACUGCUGGCGGGAACAAGGAGGUGGUUGUUAGUUGCCUUAAAAAGGAAAAAAAAUCAGGUCAGUUGACAGCAUCAGAAGAGAAGAGUACAAGAGGCCUUAGCCUGUCAUUGUUUCUCUCACGUUGGAAUCGGCAAAGCUUCUUUCUUUCCUUCUCUGCUAUCUUGUUGCUGCGUCGCGUCGUCCAACUCGUCACUUCUCUCCCCUCCCCCUUCGCAGUCUCCCUCUCCUGGCAAUUGGAAUUUUCAUGUCCUGAGCACCGCUCCUCUACGCUCUUCUUCAAGCAGGUAUUUGAGAACUAGUUUCAAGGCAUUUAGGAAAGACUGUCUUAGAGGAUGUAUAGGGCUAAGAGAUCUGCUUCACUUAAAGUAAAGCGCCGCGUUGGGAAGUAUGAGCUCGGACGCACAAUUGGGGAAGGAACCUUUGCAAAGGUCCGGUUUGCAAAGAACAUGGAGACCGGGGAUCAUGUUGCUAUCAAGAUCCUUGACAAGGCCAAGGUUCAGAAGCACAAAUUGGUUGAACAGAUUAGGCGGGAAAUUUGUACUAUGAAGUUAAUCCAGCACCCCAGUGUUGUUCGCCUGUAUGAGGUGAUGGGAAGUAAAACAAGGAUUUACAUUGUUCUGGAAUAUGUAAUAGGAGGAGAGCUACAUGAUAUCAUUGCCACAAGUGGAAGAUUGAAGGAGGACGAAGCACGCAGAUACUUUCAGCAGUUGAUAAAUGCUGUAGACUAUUGCCAUAGUAGGGGCGUAUACCACAGAGACUUGAAGCUAGAGAAUUUGUUACUUGAUAUUUCUGGAAACCUCAAAAUUUCAGAUUUUGGGUUAAGUGCUAUAUCUGAGCAAGUGAAGGCUGAUGGAUUACUGCAUACUACAUGUGGAACGCCUAACUAUGUUGCUCCAGAGGUUAUUGAUGACAAGGGCUAUGAUGGUGCCCUUGCAGACCUUUGGUCAUGUGGGGUAAUCCUUUUUGUGCUGCUUGCUGGAUAUCUGCCUUUUGAGGAUGACAAUGUCGUAUCCCUUUAUAACAAGAUCUCAGGAGCUCAGUUUACUUGUCCAUCUUGGUUUUCUGCUGGAGCUAAGAGGCUGAUCACCAGAAUUCUCGAUCCUAAUCCGUCAACUCGGAUUACAGUUUCUCAAAUACAAGAAGAUCCAUGGUUCAAAAAGGGCUACAAGCCACCUGUUUUUUAUGAGAAAUGUCAAGCUAGUUUAGAUGAUGUUGACGCUGCUUUUGGGGACUCAGAGGAACAUCAUGUGACAGAGGAAAUGGAAGGACAGCCAGCCUCGAUGAAUGCAUUUGAGUUGAUUUCACUGAACAAGGGGCUGAAUCUGGAGAAUUUGUUUGAAUCUGAUAAGUACAAGAGAGAAACGAGAUUUACAUCGCAAUAUCCUCCAAAAGAAAUCAUCAAUAGGAUAGAAGAAGCUGCUAAGCCACUUGGGUUCGAUAUCCAAAAGAAAAGCUACAAGAUGCGAAUGGAGAACCCGAAAGCUGGAAGAAAAGGAAAUCUAAACGUUGCAACUGAGGUUUUCCAAGUGGCUCCAUCCUUACAUGUGGUUGAGCUGAAAAAGGCGAAGGGAGAUACCCUGGAGUUUCAAAAUUUCUACAGAACUCUGUCGACGGAGCUGAAGGAUGUCGUUUGGGUGAGCGAUGAUGUGGUCGAAGACAGAAGCUCCACUGCAUGAAGCAGUUGCAGACUUUAGGCUUUCAGAACUUAGUGUUAGCUCUCCCUGUACAUAGGUUUUGUCCGUUCCAACAGAUUCGUUUGUUGCUUAGUGUAUAUAGGCUUAGCCAUUUUAGGGCAAGGAAACAACAUUGUCGCCGUCCUCUCCAUUUUCAUGAAGUACCGGUUCUGGUGACUAAGACCUGCUAUGGAUGGUCUCGAAGGAAUAAAGUUGUAGAUGAAACGUAGGUCAUAAGGUUGGAUUGUUGUAGUGAAACACUGGAUAUUGUAUGUGGCUAUCCGUAUUCGUUGGUUCAAUUUUCUCUGAUUUUGAUGUUA